GGGCACGCGUGAGCAGAGGUCGAAACACUGGGCGGAGCUGGACAGUCUGAGAGUGGCUGACCUGUCCGCAGUGUGCUUACUCAUCUACUACUCACCUACUCUGGCAAGUUCGCCUUCCCACCUACACUGACAUAAUAGACCCGCCCCUUCUCCCCCGUCCAGGGAGAGUGGAACUAUGGAGCGGAGCGGGAGGACUCAAAAAAGGUACGUCCAUUGGCCGCCGAGGGCGGUAAGGGGCUGAGACAGAGGAGGAAGCACCGAGGGAAUUUAGGGAUUGGCUGAGCUAGAGCGGGAGCCAUGGCCAUUGGCUACCUAUGCAAAGUGGGAGGGUGCAGAGAGAAUGAGAAGGGGCCUGAGAGCGGACUUUGCAACAUGACCCGAGCUUCUUGAUUGGUUUAGAAGGUUAGGGGCGGGACCUCAGAUAGCCCGAGACUAAGCGCAGUUAUACAUUGGUCACGAGGCUGUAAGAGGGAAAACAUUUUUUAAAAAAUGCGUACUGAUCAUGGUGACCGGAUGAGGCGGUGCUUCAGGAGCUGGAACUGCAGCUCAGGAUUCCCAUUGGUUCCUCAUGGCAAAGGCGAGGACAUGCUUGUUGAAAUGAGCUCAGCUGAGCCCUUCAGAGGAGAGAAAAAAGAAGCCUCUCUCUACAUCACAAGCAGUAGAGACAUCCUUUCCCUGAAGUGAAUAGACCCUUCCCCCUUCAAAGCCCCUUCUGGUUAGUAGUACUCUUUAAAAGUGGCCAAACACCUUUCCUUCCCUUUAUUAUUCAUUCUCAGUUCACUUGCAAUCAUCAUUUCAAGGGUUAAGAAAAUGAGAUCCCUUGGAAAAUUACAGUACAGAGAGUCCCGUGAGGAGGCCAUGGAGCCUAGAAGAUAAAGACUGUGGCUCUGGCCUUGCACAUACCUGAAAAAGAACUAAACCAUAAACAAACAAACAAACAUAAAUAAAUGAAUCCAUGAAUAAAUAAAUAAAUAAACAAAAACUAAGAAAGUGUUAAUUUGAGAAAUACUGCCAUGAUUCAAAGAGAGAUAGGAAACUCUAGGAGAAUAAGACAAGAUAAAAAGAAUAUAAUAUAUUCAGACAUUAUGUCACACACAGGUGUUGGGUAACUUAAGGCACCACUGUAUUAAUUUCCUAUAUGCUGAAUUCAUGUGUACACCUAUUGGACACUGUUACUAAGAGAACACUCAAACAAUGCUCCCUGACCUCUCCCCAUUUCCCCCCACUUCCCUGCUGUUUUCUCCAAAUAAGCCACAAUCUCCAAUAUCUUAUCAAGUCUCCUGCCUGCUCAUUAGAGUAAUUUCUAGGGGUACAAGCUCCACCCCCCCCCAAUUCCACACCACACAUUGUCUACAAUGGACAUUUGAUCUGUUCCCUACUCAUCAGAUUUAUUUAUUUAUUUGUUUGUUUGGCUUUUUUUUCCUUAACAUUUUUUAUUUGGUCAAUUUCAAACAUUAUUCCCAGGUUACAAACAUCAUUUUAUAUUCCUCCCUCCCUCCCCCUCCCCCUCCCAUAGCCGGCAUGCAAUUCUACUAGUUAUUACUUGUGUCCUUGAUCAGAACCCAUUUCCAUGUUGUUGUUUGCACUAGGAUGUUCAUUUAGAGUCUACAUCCCCAACCAUAUCCCUUUGACCCAUGUAAUCAAGUGAUUGUUUUUCUGUGUUUCUACUCCCACAGUUUUUCCUCUGAAUGUGGAUAGUGUUGUUCCUCAUAUAUCCCUCUGGGUUGUUCAGGAUCACUGCAUUGCCACUAAUGGAGAAGUCCAUUAUGUUUGAUUGAACCACAAUGUAUCCGUCUCUGUGUACAAUAUUCUGGUUCUGCUCCUUUCGCUCUGCAUCACUUCCUGGAGGUCCUUCCAGUCUCCAUUGAAUUCCUCCACUUUAUUAUUCCUUUGAGCACAAUAGUAUUCCAUCACCAACAGAUACCAAAAUGUGUUCAGACAUUCCCCAAUUGAAGGACAUCCUCUCAUUUUCCAUUUUUUUGCCACCACAAAGAGCGCUGCUAUGAAUAUUCUUAUACAAGCCUUUUUCCAUAAGAUCUCUUUGGGGUACAAACCCGCAGUGCUAUGGCUGGAUCAAAGGGCAGACAGUCUUUUAUCGCCCUUUGGGCAUAGUUCCAGAUUGCCCUCCAGAAUGGUUGUAUCAAUUCACAACUCCACCAGUAAUGCAUUAGUGUCCCAACUUUGCCACAUCCCCUCCAGCAUUUAUUACUUUCCUUUGCUGUCAUGUUAGCCAAUCUGCUAGGUGUGAGGUGAUACCUCAGAGUUGUUUUGAUUUGCAUCUCUCUGAUUAUAGGAGAUUUAGAGCAUUUUUCAUAUGCUUAUUAAUGGUUUUGAUUUCUUUGACUGAAAAUUGCCUAUUCAUGGCCCUUGCCCAUUUAUCAAUUGGAGAAUGGCUUGAAUUUUUGUACAAUUGAUUUAGCUCUUUGUAAAUUUGAGUGAUUAGACCUUUGUCAGAGGUUUUUGUUAUGAUAAUUGUUUCCCAGUUUGUUAUUUCCCUUCUGAUUUUGGUUGCAUUGGUUUUGUUUGUACAAAAACUUUAAUUUGAUGCAGUCAAAAUUAUUUAUUUUAUAUUUUGUGACUCUUUCUAAGUCUUGCUUGGUUUUAAAAUCUUUCCCUUCCCAAAGGUCUGACAUGUAUACUAUUCUGUGUUCACCUAAUUUACUUAUAGUUUCCUUCUUUAUGUUCAAGUCUUUCACCCAUUCUGAGUUUAUCUUGGUGUAGGGUGUGAGAUGUUGAUCCAAGCCUAAUCUCUCCCACACUGUCUUCCAGUUUUCCCAGCAGUUUUUGUCAAAUAGUGGAUUUUUGUUCCAAAAGCUGGGAUCUUUGGGCUUGUCAUAGACUGUCUUGCUGAGGUCACUUACCCCAAGUCUAUUCCACUGAUCCUCCUUUCUGUCUCUUAGCUAGUACCAAAUUGUAUUAAUGACCACUGCUUUAUAAUAUAGUCUGAGAUCUGGGACUGCAAGGCCCCCUUCCUUUAUUAUUUUUUUUCAUUAUUUCCCUGAAUAUCCUUGAUCUUUUGUUCUUCCAAAUGAACUUUGUUAUGGUUUUUUCUAAUUCAGUAAAAAUGUUUUUUGGAAGUUCAAUGGGUAUGGCACUAAAUAAAUAGAUAAGUUUGGGUAGGAUGGUCAUUUUUAUUAUGUUAGUUCAUCCUACCCAUGAGCAGUUGAUGUUUUUCCAAUUGCUCAGAUCUAGUUUUAGUUGUGUGGAAAGUGUUUUGUAGUUGUGUUCAUAUAGUUCCUGUGUUUGUCUCAACAGGUAGAUUCCUAAGUAUUUUAUAUUGUCUAAGGUGAUUUUGAAUGGAAUUUCUCUUUCUAAUUCUUGCUGCUGAGAUGAGUUGGAGAUAUAUAGACAUGCUGAUGACUUAUGUGGGUUUAUUUUGUAUCCUGAAACUUUGCUAAAGUUGUUGAUUAUUUUCACUAGCUUUUUAGUUGAUUCUCUAGGAUUCUUUAAGUAGACCAUCAUAUCAUCUGUAAAGAGUGAUAGCUUGGUCUCUUCAUUGCCAAUUUUAAUACCUUCAAUUUCUUUUUAUUCUCUAAUUGCUACUGCUAGUGUUUCUAGUACAAUGUUUAAAUAAUAGAGGUGAUAAUGGGCAUCCUUGUUUCACUCCUGAUCUUAUUGGGAAAGCUUCUAGUUUGUCCCCAUUGCAGAUGAUGUUGGCUGAUGGUUUUAGAUAAACAUUGUUUAUUAUUUUUAGGAAAGACCCUUCUAUUGCUAUACUUUCUAGUGUUUUCAACAGGAAUGUGUGUUGUAUUUUCUCAAAAGCUUUUUCUGCGUCUAUUGAGAUAAUCAUGUGAUUGUUGUUGGUUUGCUUGUUGAUAUGGUCAAUUAUGUGGAUGGUCUUUUCCUAAUAUUGAGCCAUCCUUGUAUUCCUGGUAUAAAUCCCACCUGAUCAUAGUGAAUAACUCUCCUGAUCACUUGCUGAAGUCUUUUUGCUAGUAUUCUAUUUAAGAUUUUUUUAUCUAUGUUCAUUAAGGAGAUUGGUCUAUAGUUUUUUUCCUCCAGUUUUGACCUGCUUGGCUUUGGAAUCCGUACCAUAUUUGUGUCAUAAAAGGAAUUUGGCAGUACCCCCUCUUUGCUUAUUAUAUCAAAUAGUUUGUAUAGUACUGGGAUUAGCUAUUCUUUGAAUGUUUGAUAGAAUUCACUUGUGAAUCCAUCAGGCCCUGGGGAUUUUUUUCUUAGGGAGUUCAUUGAUGGCCUGUUCAAUUUCUUUUUCUGAUAUGGGAUUAUUUAAGAAUUCUAUUUCUUCUUCUGUUAAUCUAGGCAAUUUAUAUUUUUGUAAAUAUUCAUCCAUAUCACCUAGAUUGGCAUAUUUUUUUGCCAUAUAAUUGGACAAAAUAGUUUUUAAUGAUUGCCUUAAUUUCCUCUUCAUUGGAGGUGAGUUCUCCCUUUUAAUCUAUGAUACUGUUAAUUUGAUUUUCUUCUUUCCUUUUUUUAUUAGAUUGACCAGUACUUUGUCUAUUAUGUUUGUUUUUUCAAAAUACCAGCUUCUAGUCUUAUUUAUUAGUUCAAUAGUUCAAUCGCUUUCAAUUUUAUUAAUUUUUCCCUUAAUUUUUAGGAUUUCUAAUUUGGUUUUCUUCUGGGGGUUUUUAAUUUGUUUGCUUUCAAGUUUUUGACUCACAUGUCCAAUUCAUUGACCUCUGCCCUCCCUAGUUUGUUAAUAUAUGAACUCAAGGAUAUAAAUUUUCCCCUGAGUACUGCUUUGGCUGCAUCCCAUAGAGUCUGAAAGGAUGUCUCAUCAUUGUCAUUUUCUUCAAUGAAAUUCUUAAUUGUUUCUAUGAUUUGUUCUCUAACUAACCAAUUUUGGAGAAUCAUAUUUAAUUUCCAAUUAAUUUUUGAUUUGGCUCUCCAUGUACCCUUACUGAUCAUUCUUUUUAUUGCCUGCUUUUUGUGGCUUCUAGCUGUUUCUCCAAUUGGGAGUUCUUGUCCUUUAGAUUGUUUUUUUCUCUUUGAACUAUUUCCCACUUCUCUUGCCAGAAGGCUUCCAUCUUUUUGAUAACCUCCACUUUAAAUUCUUCCAGAGCUUAUGGGAAAUUUCCAUUUUUUAGAAGGUUUUGUCUUUGUUUGAAUUUCCUCCUGUAUUUCCUCUGUAGCCUGGGUUUUUCCUCCAUAAACAUUUUCGAGGGUCACUGCCUUUUUAUUUUUUUUCUUGGAGGGUGUUUGUUGGUCCUGUGCACUAUUUGCCAUCACUGUGGAGGUUUUUCCUUCCCUUUUUCAGUCAGAAAUAUGAGUGAGCUGGGCAGGUUCUCUGUGUGUGGAGUUAAGGAGCAAGGAUUUUGCCUGAGGCAAGCUUUCGAAUCUCCACAGCUGUUUGCAGCUCUUCUUUGCACUGCCUUCCCAGGGGCGCCCACGGUCUGCGCUCCCCCGCCCGCCGGGGGUUUCAGGUGUAGCUGUUCUCAGGGGUAAGUCUUUGGUGGCCUUAGUUAGUUUCCAAGGACCUAGAGGUGCCCCUCGCUCACUUGCUGAUUCUGGAAUGUGCUGUCUGUGACUCUGGUUCUGUAGGUGGGGUGGGGGAGGGUAGAUCAGCUCACAUUUGGGUGGGAGCUUUUUCAGCCAAGAGGCUGAAAUAGUAUGGAAAUGCCCAAAUCCCAUGUACCUUCAGUGUUGUGCCCUACUGUAGAGUUCCUCUGUUCUUCUGAAAAUGGGUUUUAUGGUCUUUUGAGGUAGUCUAUGUCAAUGGGUGCUGGGGAGAGGAAGUGUCCUGUGUCUAGACUGCCUCCAUGCUUACCCGGAAGUCCUACUCAUCAGAUUUUGAUGAUGGGGGUCAGACAGGGAAUUGAUAUUGUUCCAUCAAGGUGCCAUUGUGAAGAACCAAAACAAAGGAGAGCCACAGACAGACCCAGGAGAGGUGAAUAAAGACAUUUAUGCCUCCUUUUAGAUAAACCACAACGUAAGGUUCUGAAAAAUCUGGGUUCUCCCUGGAACUUCCCUAAAUAUCUUUGCUCUGCAGAGUUAAACAUGGAAGAUGUGCCCAGUGAUCUAGAAUGUGGUGGUCAACUGAGCCACAAGGUUGGACAGCUUGCCCCACAGACACAGAAUGGAAAAAUGCUUUUAUACUCUACCAGCCCAUUAAUAUUUAUGAUUUGAUCUUGUUCUUUCUGUUACAAACUUUAGAGAAGAAUGGGCAGGCUGGUAUGAAUUUGGAAUUGCAAGAUAUGGAUAUGACUAUUUUGGUAAAUUUCCGAUUACCUCAGUAACGUGAGGAAGCCUAAGCAGCAAAAUGACAGAAUUAGAGAAUAUUUGGCCUACUGCUUUUCCGGGAAAUCUCUGGGUAUCAACUGCUGAGAAUUUGAAAUGAGUCAUUGAGAUAGAAACAGGAUAUAGUGACACUAAUGCCUGGUGGGAAAGGGUCAGAUAUACUACUAGCAACUUGGGGAAAUCAGAUUGUUACAUCUGCACAAGUGGAUAGCCUAGAGCUCACAUUGCUCCAUUUCCAAUGGGCUAGAUAAAUGUGAGACCAAAUUCUAGUGUAUGGCUAAUUUCUUUAGGGAGCGGACCUUAGAGCAUUUCAGCACACUGUUAUUCCUAUACCCUCCUGUGACUUUGGGAACUAAGAGAAUAUUUUCAGAGAGGUGGGUCACUGGGAACAUACAGCAUGUAUCUCAUGACUCGAAGGAUGUGUCUCUGGUCCCCGACAGCUGGGGUGUUCACAUAUAUGGAAUUUGACUGAUAAGCCUGAUUUUGCUAACCUGAGUGUACCAAGGGCAGAUCUCUGGUGGUGCUGUGGAGAACCCAUGCUGAGGAAGGUCUUGGUAAAUUGGAUUGGUACUCAUGCUCUAGUGAAAUUGGCCAUUCCCUUUGCUACAGUAUAUCUGAAUCAUACCCAGGAAGAAGGUAAGAAAAGGCAGAAAUGAGAUGCCCCUCAGGGCUUGAUUGAUCCUUCAGUGUACUUGGAUAUUAUUGGGGUACCCAGGGGAGGCCCUGAUAAAUUCAAGGCUGGAAAUGAGAUAGCUGCUGAUGUGGAAUAAAUAAAUGAGAAUAUGAACUGAAUUAAUUACAUUUACUACAACCAACAGAGAUUUAUAAAUUAUACUAAGAAUACAAUUAUAGGUUUAGCUCAGCAACUGGAUACAAGCAGUUAGAUGACAUGGGAAAACAGAGUUGCUUUGGUCAUGUCCCUGGCACAGAAAGGGGGAGUUUGUGUUGUGAUAAGAGGAUCUUGCUGUACCUAUAUACCUAAUAAUACAUCCCCAGAUGGAUCUGUCACAAGGGCACUUAGAGAGUUGAGUGCUGUCUCAGAUGAACUGAAGUGAAACCCAGGGGCUAAUACUGCCCUGUGGAAUGAGUGCCAGAACUCAAUGUUCAACAGGAAGUGUAAAUUUUAGGGUUGUGACUUAAUCUAAAUCUAAUUGGUCGCCAAAGAAGUUCCCAAAUAAAAUACCCAAGUCAGUUUGGAAAUUUUAUGGUGGUCUAAUUAAUAUAGAGGGAAAGAAUUAAGAAGAAGAGAGAGGGAAAGGAUAUAGGAUUUCUCUGGCCUAGCCUGUGCCAGGGCUCUUUUCAGGAGAUUAGAGGCUUCCUAAGAGGAUAGUGUUUUGGAAGGUAAAGGAGAAAGGAAUCAGCCUAAAUUCCGAGAGAGCUCGGAGAAGAUACCUCACUUGAACUAGGUUACUAAGCUUCCCCCAGUAGUGUAUCAAAGACUCUCACCACCAAACCCGGACAAUAGCUUCCGCCGUGCCAAGAUGCCAAGACGCUCAGCAUGCUGCCGCCAGCCACCUCUCCGCACAAAGAGGACAUAGCUCCAUCCACAAUUGUUAUUGUUGGUGUUCUUUUACUUAUUCCUUAUUUGAUUCCCUGUUUUAUUAUUCUGAUUCAGAGAACUGUAGAGAAUAUGCAUGUUGUGGUUCAAAAACCACAUUGCAACCAGGAGCUUCCCAAAAUGAUGAUUUUGAGAAAGCAGAAAUUCUAACUUGAAAGUGGUAGCUUGGACAAAGGGGGAGCUGAAUCUAUUUUGUGCUUUACCCCUUUGAUGAAGAGGGGGAAUAAGGCAACUUUGAAGUGAAAAUUGGUAGGAUUAUGUGGAUUAAAAUCACAGUAUAUAUUAGUUAGUAUUCGUAAUCAUAGACUGGCAACUUCCUAUAGAAAAUUAGUGAAAGUUAGGUGUUCUUCAGAGGGGGAUACCAAUCUCUCCUUAUGAAGAGCAAUGAAAUCCCCCUCCCCAAGCAGCUUUAUACAUAUAUAGAAACAUAAAUAUACACUUUUCAUUCACUCUUUUUUAAUGUGGCCCAAAUCCCCCUUUCUCCCCUUUUUCUUAUUAUGGAUUCCAAAUAGCUCUAAUAGUCAGUAUUCAAAAGCUUAAGAGGUUAACAACUGAAUAGUGAUGGAAAACUCCCAUGGGAAAAGUCCUAAAACUUAACUGCUACAAUCUUGACUCCCUGUCCCAAAUGUUUCAGUCCAAAAGGCUUUGGCCAUGUCUAAAAGUCUGAGGAGGAAUGCUCCCAUGAGUUUCAGAAAGCUGGGAAACCUAAGGUGGGCAGGGCAAGAUCAAGAAAAUACAGCACACACAGACAUUGUGCUACACAUAGGUGGUGGGCCUCUGAAGAGAAUCUCGCAUUGUGUUACAAAAUCUGACUUUAUUUGUAUAUCUUUGGACAUUGCUAUUGAGUUGAACACCCAGAGCUGUACCCCCAUCCUCUCCCCUUCCUUAUAAAGGCUGCAUUUUUCUCUGCCAGCAGCUUAUCCAAUUUCUUGUCUACUCAUUAGAGUAACUUUGGGGUGCAGACCCCGAGAUUCCACUCCAAACAUUACUAAUCAAUAUUCCAAUAUAAUAUAGAAAGGCAUGACCCUGGGCAAAUGAUGUCACCAUCUGACCUCAGUUUCCCCAUCUGUAAAAAGACAGCCUUUCAGCUCUAGAGCAAAUUUAAGUUGCUUCCCUUCCCCAUCCUCAGGGUCCCCAUUUGUAAAAUGAGGGCAGUGAACUCGAUGAUGGUCUGGGAGGUCCACACCUAAUGCAAUAGUCUCUCCCCUUCCCCCAUGAUUGCUGGAGUCUUACCAUUGAGGGGAUGGGCUGGACUUGAGCAGGGCCAAUAGAUAGGAUCAGCUAAGGAGGUUGGGGGAGGGGAGACAGCUCCAAGAGUCUUGCCCCCCCACUAGAAAUGGAGUGGGGCACAAUGUGAGGAUGGUCAUUGGCUAAGGAAAAUAUCACUCCAUGAAGGAGAGAGAUUGAGGAUGAUGGUCAUUGGCUCAAAGAACUGGAGAAGGUGAGGUUAGAAAACAUGGGCAGGCUUGAGGGGAAGUGUGGAAUAUGAUUGGCUACGGAGGUGCCAGUCAGGGCUUUAUGUGGAGAGCAUAUUUUUUGGCUGUCCAGAAGGAUGGUGUAAAAUAGAAGACAGGCAACAGGACUACUUAUUGGCUAAGGGAGUGCAGAUGAUGAUUGGUUAAGGCAGGGGAUUGAAGUUUAGAUGGUGAUUGGUUAAGAAGGAGAACGUGUAAGGGAUGGUGAUUGGCUAUGGUGAAGCCCCAUGUGAGGGUGGCGAUUGGUUAAGAGAGAGGGAAGCGGGAAACUAAACCUGACAACCAUUGGUCGAAAACUAAGAUAGGUGGGUCUUGUGGGCAGAGGAUAGACAUGAUUGGCGAGGCAGGGUGGGACUUCCAGGAGGAGCCCGGCUCAUUUCCCACCCGUAUCUCGCUCUGCUCAGCCGCACUCCUUCGAGGUCUGAGACUGCCCAGCCCUCUCACCACCGGCCAACGGUCUCUGGACAUCCCGCAGCCAUGUCACCGUCAUCGACCCCCCGAGGUCCGUGGACUGCGGUGUCGUCAUCGCCAUUCCUGACAUGGCAGAGGAGCCGGCGGCCAAGGGGGGAUCGGGAUAGUCCCGAGUACGGCUCGGCCAAGUACCUGGCACUGUGCGGCUUGAGCGGUGGGAUGAGCACCGGUCUCUCACAUACUAUGGUCUUGCCGCUGGACCUGAUCAAAUGCCGCCUGCAGGUGGCGCCGACCAAAUACCCGGGGCUGGUAUCUGGCUUCAGCCUGGUGUCUCUCCAGGAAGGCAUGCGUGGGAUGACGCGUGGCUGGGCACCCACACUGCUGGGCUUCUCCAUGCAGGGUUUUGUCAAAUUCAGCCUGUAUGAAAUGUUUAAACACCGCUUGUCCCGCCGUCUAAGCGAGGAGGGAUUCUAUGUGUGGCGCACCGCUGUGUACAUGCUAGCCGCGACUGGCGCUGGAUUUUUCGCCAGCUUAGUGCUCCUGCCCAUGGAUAUCGUGAAGAUGCGCAUGCAGACGCAGCCGAACUUCCCCGGCAUGCUGCGCCAGGCGAUGCCCAAGGUGUGGUCUCAGGAGGGUCCGAUGGCCUUCUACCGGGGCCUGGGCCCGCUCUGGAUGCGCCAGAUGCCCUACACCGUAGUCAAGUUCGCGUGCUACGAGCGCACCUUGGAGAUGCUCUACAAGUAUGCCGUGGCCAAGCCCCAGUGCCAGUGCAGCCUGCCCCAGCAGCUGGCCGUCACCUUUGUGGCAGGCUACGUUUCUGGCAUCCUAGGUGCCAUUGUCUCACACCCAGCUGACACUGCCAUGACCAUACUCAGCAAGGAGAACUACAAGAAAAAUAUGUUCGACAUUCUGCAGCAGCUCGGGCCCACCAGCGUGUGGAAUGGGCUCUCAACGCGCAUCCUCAUGAUCGGCACGCUUUCAGCGUUCCAGUGGUUCUUCUACAACGUAUUCAAGGUCAUGUAUCGGCUGCCACGGCCCCCGCCCCCACAGAUGCCGGAGUCCCUGCGCUGGAGGCUGGAGCAGCAGCGGCUGCGCUCCCGCCGCUAGCGCCUCUGGGAGAAAGCAUCGUUGAAUUUCUGUAGGGCUAAUACUUGGCUAACUUAAA
Messenger RNA from Monodelphis domestica (gray short-tailed opossum), 10804 nucleotides. Lineage: Eukaryota; Metazoa; Chordata; Mammalia; Didelphimorphia; Didelphidae. The record is from RefSeq and is a predicted model, not a curated record.